This is a messenger RNA of Aspergillus japonicus CBS 114.51, 1841 nucleotides long. Its product is annotated as aminotransferase-like domain-containing protein. The coding region runs from base 1 to 1500 and encodes 499 amino acids. Lineage: Eukaryota; Fungi; Ascomycota; Eurotiomycetes; Eurotiales; Aspergillaceae. Gene Ontology annotation, molecular function: pyridoxal phosphate binding; L-2-aminoadipate:2-oxoglutarate transaminase activity; aromatic-amino-acid:2-oxoglutarate transaminase activity. The record is from RefSeq and is a predicted model, not a curated record. The transcript has 6 exons. Gene Ontology annotation, biological process: aromatic amino acid catabolic process; L-tyrosine biosynthetic process.
AUGAUUUAUUUGAACCAUCAUCUGAAUAUAGCGUCCAGGUCGAGGCAUCCGAGUCCUCUCAAAAAGAUCAUCCAAUUUAUGGCCAUGGAUGAUAUGGUCAGUUUGGCUGGAGGAUUGCCACAUCCCUCUCUUUUUCCGCUUCACACUUCCACUAUCACCGCCUCCAGUCCUUGCACGAAGCAUCAGAUAAAGUUAGAUCUGUCUGCUGGUAAAGCGGAGAAUCCGUUUGCUAGCUUCCUUCAGUACGGGAGUGGUGCAGGAAACGCGCAGCUACGGCAAUGGUGCCGCGACUUCACCCAGCACAUCCAUCGUCCCCUUUGCGAGAGCUUUGACAUCCUCCUGCAUCCGGGUAACACCAAUGCUUGGAGCAAGGUGGUCAACCUUCUCUGCGAGAGAGGAGAGUAUAUCCUUUGCGAAGAGUUCACAUACCCUUCCGCUCAAGCAUGUUGGAUUCCGUUGGGCAAUUACGCCGCACCAGUGGCGAUGGAUGCUCAAGGCAUCCGCGAUGACUCCCUAGAAUCCACCCUGGCUGGAUGGGAGUUAAAUCAUCCAGGUAUCCAGCGUCCGCACGUUCUCUACCUCGUGAGCGUGGGCUCGAAUCCCACUGGCGUGACAAUGGGGGUCGAGCGACGGCGCAAGAUCUAUGAGAUCUGUGUUCGAUAUGACAUCAUCAUCGUCGAAGACGACCCCUAUUUCUUCCUCCAAUUCCCGGAAUACGAACUCAAUCCGAAGACCAUCAAUGAUACAAGCACAUCCAACGAACAGUUCCUCGCCAGUCUCGCCCCAUCCUUCCUCCAAAUCGACUACCAAGGCCGCGUCAUCCGCCUCGAGUCAUUCAGCAAGACUCUCGCUCCCGGCCUCCGCCUCGGAUACUUCAUCGCCCACCCAUUCUUCAUCCAGCGCCUCCUCCUCGCCACGGAGGUCGAGACCCAGGACCCGUCCGGCCUCUCACAAGCCGUCGUGCUCAGCCUCCUGCAGACAUGGGGCAUGGACGGGUACUUGACCUGGCUUCGGAACCUGCGACACGAAUACCAAGCCCGUCGGGACUGGAUGAUCCGUGCCUUCCAGCACGAGUUCACCCUCGUCCCGGGCUCACAGCAUCCUGACCUCGACGUGGCCGACUCCACCCUCGUGGCGGUUCUCGACGCCGUCCCGAUCUUCUCGUUCGUGCCGCCAACGGGCGGGAUGUUCAUCUGGGCGCAGUUCCAUCUCCACGCCAACCCGACAUUUCAGAGAUUGCGCAACGAUCAAUCUCUUGAGGACCCGGAGAAAUGUUUCGCGGAUUAUUUCUGGGAGAUGUUGGUCGAAGAACGGGUCCUUUUGACUCCCGGCUCAUAUUACCAUCCCUGGCAAGGGGAGGACAAGGUAACAACCCAAGCUCGAGGCGCAAAGCCGGCAGUGACGAACUUUCGAUUUUCCUUCUCGAUGACGACGCGAGAGGAGAUGAAACGUGGCAUUGCUCGCCUGGCAAAGGUGGUUCGAGCUUCGUGGGAGCUUUAAUUAGGAGUGAUCCUAUCGUCGUGCUUUAGGGAAAGCCCAACCGAUUCUUCUUGCUCCCCAAUUGGCAUGGAGUGACUUAAGGCAUGGUCAACUGCAUAUUUGCUGUAGUAUAACCCUUGGUGCGCAGACUCCAUCGAAAAGGUUAUCGAACAGGCAUUGAAUCAGCCGAUUCUGAGGCACGUUGGUAAUGAGCUAUCUUGCGCGGUAGAGAGAGAGGCUUCUUCGGGGGCAACGCCGUUACGGAGGAGCAAGCCUCGUCUCCCAGUUUUUCGGAGUGGGUGGGAUCUCGAGAAGCAGCAUUGCGGGUCACUAGCGAGCUUGUUCGGAGCUCCGCCAUUUGC